UAAAUAGUUAUAUUUAUUCUGUAACGCGUGGCUGCUCAGUCCACGCAGGAGAACAUGCAGAAGACAGCCAACGCCUCAACCAGUGACUCGUCUCCACUGCCGGACGAUCCCGAAAUCCGCGCUCUGAUCCAACGCUACCAGCUGAAGAAGCACCCCGAAGGCGGCUGGUACCGCAAACUGUACAAAUGCCAGGACACCGUCUUGCCGCAGUCACCCGCCCUCGAACGCUACCCCCCGCCGACCUGCCACGCUGCCGGCACCUCCAUCCUCUUCCUGGUGACCGCCGGGGACCACUCCGCCUGGCACCGGCUCCUCUCCGACGAGACCUGGUACUUCCACCGAGGUGACGCCCUCACGCUGCGGACCAUCCGCCCCACCGGCGACCUCCAGGAGGUGGUUCUCAGCGGGGAUCCGGCGGAGGGGGACCUCCAGUACACGGUACGGGCGCUGCAGCCCCUGUCGGCCGAGACCCGCGGACGCUACACCCUCGUGGGCUGCGGACAGUGUCCGGGUUUUGAGUACCGGGAUUGGCAGCUCCUGACGCGCGAGGAGUUCCUCCGGGAACAUCCUGGUCUGUCGCAUUUGGCGUAUUUGUGCUCUCAGUAAUGUCUGUCCUAAUUCAGGAUUGCGUGACACUGUAACACUUACUAAUUCUGGUUGUUAAAAAUAAUCGUCUGUGAUGUUAUGGUGCUGGGAUUUUCUAUAGAUUUUUUUCUUUAGUGUAAGUUU
This is a messenger RNA of Paramacrobiotus metropolitanus, 729 nucleotides long. RefSeq lists its product as uncharacterized. The coding region runs from base 55 to 606 and encodes 183 amino acids. NCBI's taxonomy places the organism in Eukaryota, Metazoa, Tardigrada, Eutardigrada, Parachela, Macrobiotidae. The record is from RefSeq and is a predicted model, not a curated record. The transcript has a single exon. Gene Ontology annotation, cellular component: intracellular anatomical structure.